UAUGUUUUUAAUACAAUAAUUGACUAUAAUUGUUAUUCAUCCUCAUUAACCCAUAUGAACUUUAGAUGAGAUAAUUACAUGGAUAAAUAACCAAGCUGUGGAUAGGCCACACUAAAAAAAGACAGAAACAACAUUUUUAUUUAACCCUUAUUUAACUAGGCAAGUCAGUUAAGAACAAAUUCUUACAUACAAUGACAGCCUACACCGGCCAAACCCGGACGACGCUGGGCCAAUUGUGCGCCGACACUAUGGGACUCCCAAUCACGGCCGGUUGUGAUACAGCCUGCAUCGAGGAGUAGAUUAUUCUGCUCUGUAGGCUACAGUAAACAUUCCAGUGUAAUAACAGUCAUUGUAUUAAGACUCAUUCAACCCUCUAUUUUUACCACUGUAGUCUCUUCACGGAACCAUGAUAGAUUUUUGCAGGGACGGUCAGCCUUCGGAAUGGGGAGGUUCUAAAUUCCUGGCCGCUGGUGCGUCUUGCCCUGGUGGUGGAAACUGGGAAGGGCUGAAGAAGAGAGCCCAGGUAUAAAAGCACCACUAUCCCAUUCCAACGAAGUGUGAACAGUUUCCAGUAUUGAGUGAAGGUAAAGACAAGUUACAGGCCGUCAUCAUGAGUCGCAGCCCAGAAAGGAUGUCUUCUUACCGUCGCCACUUCGAGGGAGCCCUUGCCUCCUCCUCUGCUUCCUACCAGGUGCGGGUUUCAAGCCCUUCACCGACCCGAAGGGAUGUACGUCACCGCUCUGCCAGCUACAGUCGCAGCGGUGGAACCAUGGGGAGGAGGAACGCCUCCAGCAGCCAUAAAUCCCGUAUGACCAGCAGUGUGAGUAUGGGGGCCCUGUGCUUCGGAAUGAACAAGGGCCUGGGGCCCAGCCUGGACCUGGAUGCAGCUGCAGCGGAGAACCAAGAAUUCAUGAGCACCCGCACAGGCGAGAGGAAGGAGAUGGUGGCCCUCAACGACCGCCUGGCUAUCUACAUCGAGAAGGUGCGUACUCUGGAGGGGCAGAACAAGCUGCUGGAGGCUGAGAUUGAUGCUCUGAAGAACCGCUAUAUGAAGCCGUCUGGGCUGAGACAGCUCUACGAGGGACAGCUGAGAGAGCUCCACCGGAUCGCGGAGCAGAUGAGAGUACAGAGGGACCUGGCUGUAGCGGCCAAGGGGGCCAUGGCAGGACAGGUGGAGGUGCUCAAGGUCAAAUAUGAGGAGGCUCUGGAGGCCAGGAAGAAUGCAGAGUUGGAGAUCGAAGCCUUCCGCCCCGAUGUGGAUAGAGCCACCUCGGCCCGUAUCGGCCUGGAGAAACAGCUGGAGAACCUGGAGGUGGAGCUGGCCUUCUUGACCAGAGUUCACAAAGAGGAAAUUGAGGAACUGAUGCAGCAGAUCUAUGUGGCGGUGGCGAAGGUGGACAUGACUUUUGCCCUUCCUGACCUCUCCUCCGCCCUUAAACAAAUCCAGUCCCAGUACGACAGCAUCGCUGCCAGAAACCUACAGGAGAUGGACGCUUGGUACAAGUCAAAGUUCCAGGACCUGAACAAUGUGACAACCAAACACGUUCAAAGUGUUCGAAGUGUGAGGGAGGAAAUCGCAAGUUACAAGAAAGAUAGCUUAAACCUGGAGCGUGAGUUGGAGUCUAUGAAAACGAGAAAUGAGUCUCUGGAGGUUCAGAUUCGUGAUGCUGUGGCGAGACACAAGAAAGAAGAAGAGACACUGCGUGAGCGUAUUGAGGGGCUGAAGCUGGAGCUGAUGGCGAUGAAGGAGAAGAUAGCUCUGCUGCUGAGAGAGUACCAGGAGCUGCUCAACGUCAAGAUGGCCCUGGAGAUUGAGAUCACCACCUACAGGGCGCUGAUCGAAGGCGAGGACACCCGUCUCAGCACCAUGGUACAGAGCAUGUCCGUCGGUGGAGGAAGAGUGGCCAUCAGCGCUAGCUCCACCUCUGCCUCGGUUAGUGCCGCCUCUGUCAGCGGAUACGGGGCCGGGCUGGGCAGAGCCCCUGGUAUUGGAUACGGAGGCACCAAAGAGGCCCCUGGCGGGGCGGUGAUAUCACCAGAGAGCCAGACGGGGAGCUUCGAGGAACAGUCAGUGGAGAUGACUGAGAGGCAGACUCUUCUCAUCAGUUAAGACAGAUGACACGUAUGAGAGCGACACACAGGAAUGCACCAUUACCACCUCUGGAGCUGCUGAUGACACAGACGAGGACUAGAGAUGGAAGUCCAGGCGCCUAACUCCUACACCACCAAAUUAAUGUUAGACCCCUGGAGACCUAAGCCCCAGCCCGUCCACCCUUGCCCCCAAAAAUGUAACCCACACCAACCCCCUAGGAUAGUGGUCAGGACCCCUAUGGUCCUCUUCUCUGUGUCUCUGUCUCUGCCUGCACUAAACUCCCUCUUUGCCUUUCUGUUAGCCUUUAACUCCCUGUGUGUGUGUCUGAGAACCACAUCGUUCUACAAGCAACAAAUAAAAUUAAAAAACAGCAAA
Molecule: messenger RNA, 2467 nt
Organism: Oncorhynchus keta (chum salmon)
Lineage: Eukaryota; Metazoa; Chordata; Actinopteri; Salmoniformes; Salmonidae
Gene: ngs
Product: notochord granular surface
Exons: 11
Coding region: 611-2110 (499 amino acids)
Biological process (GO): skeletal muscle organ development
Cellular component (GO): Z disc; sarcolemma; intermediate filament
Source: RefSeq, a predicted model, not a curated record